Echinops telfairi (small Madagascar hedgehog) is the source of this 1032-nucleotide messenger RNA. Its product is annotated as olfactory receptor 9K2-like. The transcript has a single exon. Gene Ontology annotation, biological process: G protein-coupled receptor signaling pathway. Gene Ontology annotation, molecular function: olfactory receptor activity; odorant binding; G protein-coupled receptor activity. NCBI's taxonomy places the organism in Eukaryota, Metazoa, Chordata, Mammalia, Afrosoricida, Tenrecidae. Bases 1 to 1032 code for a protein of 343 amino acids. The record is from RefSeq and is a predicted model, not a curated record. Gene Ontology annotation, cellular component: membrane.
AUGUCACUAAAACCAAAGCCACAGUUUCAUUUGUUUAUUUCACCUUGUGCCUUUCAGCAGGUCUCUGCCAUGGGCGACAGGGCACCGAGUAAUCACUCAGAAGGGACUGACUUCAUUCUUGUAGGCUUCCAGGUUCGCCCAGAGCUCCAUCUUCUCCUCUUCCUGACAUUUCUUCUAGUAUAUACCAUGAUCCUUUUAGGGAAUGUUGGGAUGAUGGCCAUUAUCAUGAACGACCCUCGUCUGAACACACCGAUGUAUUUCUUCCUAGGCAACCUCUCCUUCAUUGAUCUCUUUUAUUCAUCGGUGAUUGCGCCAAAGGCCAUGCUCACCUUCUGGUCGGAGAGCAAGUCCAUCUCCUUCACAGGCUGUGUGACUCAGUUUCUCCUCUUUGCCCUCUUCAUUGUGACGGAGGGAUUUCUCCUGGCAGCCAUGGCUUAUGACCGCUUUAUCGCCAUCUGCAAUCCACUCCUCUACUCCGUUCAGAUGUCAACACAUCUCUGCAUUCAGCUGGUGGCUGGUUCCUAUUUCUGCGGCUGCGUCACUUCCGUUCUUCAGACUAGCAUGACCUUCACCUUGUCCUUCUGUGCUUCUAGAGCCAUCGACCACUUCUAUUGUGAUAGUCGCCCACUACAGAGGAUUGUGUGUUCUGAUCUCUUUAUCUAUAAAAUGGUAUCCUUUUUUGUAUCCAGCAUCAUUAUUUUGCCUACCAUGACCGUCAUAAUUGUUUCUUAUAUGUAUAUUGUGUCUACAGUUCUCAAGAUACGCUCCACUGAAGGACGGAAGAAAGCCUUCUCCACUUGCAGCUCUCACCUGGGAGUCGUGAGUGUGCUGUAUGGUGCUGUCUUUUUUAUGUAUCUCACUCCUAACAGAUUUCCUGAAUUGAGUAAAGUGGCCUCCUUGUGUUACACCCUGGUCACACCGAUGUUGAAUCCUUUGAUUUACUCUCUGAGAAACAAAGACGUCAAAGAAGCUCUGAAAAGGCUCUUGAAGAAAAAAAUGGUUUCAUUUAAUUCUUUGUUACCAGUGACAUAG